Molecule: messenger RNA, 1798 nt
Organism: Gloeophyllum trabeum ATCC 11539
Lineage: Eukaryota; Fungi; Basidiomycota; Agaricomycetes; Gloeophyllales; Gloeophyllaceae
Exons: 6
Coding region: 1-1590 (529 amino acids)
Source: RefSeq, a predicted model, not a curated record
AUGUCCUCCCUCACUGACUCGGCCGAUCGCCUGUUACAGAUUGGCAAGUCCAUCCGCUCGACCGCAACCUCUAUAUCCACCUCUUCCGACCGAACCCCCUUCACCCGCGCCGUCCUCCACACUCAUCUAGGCGAUCUCAUCCGCGAUGCCGACCCAUCAGAAAUCGGGCUCUUUACGCUGGUACAGAGCAGGCCCCUACCUGAUAAGGAGGCGGCGGCUACUGGAACAGCGCCCAAGGAGAUCGCGCGCGUAGGGUUCCCCGGCGCUACCCCUCUCAGAAAGCCAAGCGCAAAAUAUGGCAUCAAGAUGAAGGAGAGGGAACCUGAGCCCGAGGUGUACGCGCAGGCUGCACUGAAAUACUUGGACCGUUAUCAAUAUAUCCGACCCAUGCCCCGAGCGCGAACGCAAGUUGUGUCCCUCCUCGACGAACUCACAUCCGUGCGGGAGAGCAUAGAAGGGCUCCGUGCCGCUGCCGAGCAACCUGCUGGCUCAGGUCCGGACGAGCCUCCUUCGUCCCCCAAAUCGAUGAUCGCAGCGGAGGAGCGACGUAUACAGGAGCUGCACAAGCAGAUGGCUGAGCUGAAGCAACAGAAGGAGUCGCUGCUACACCAGCAAGUCGCGCCCCGGACAACGAGGCGCGCAUUUCCCGCGCGGCCCAGGCCGGCGCCUCCUCCCGCCCCUGUCCCUGCUGCUCCACCCAAAGCUGACGCGCAAGAAGAGAUGUUCUGGAACACGCCCGCGUCGCGCGCGCGUACGCUGCAUUUCACCGAGUCCUUGAUCAUGGACGAAUCUGUCGAUCUGGGCAAUGUCACUACUUCGUUCUCGAGCCCGCUAGCGGGCCCCGCCAGCCGGGCGUCGCGACAUAUGGUUGAGGAAGACGAGCCCGAGGACGAGGCGGAAGAAGAGGAGGAAGAAUCGCCUGCUGUGGGAGAAGAGCAGGAUCAUGAGGAGCAACCAGACUCGCCGGAGGAGCCAGAGACAGAGACGGAUCAGGAGACAGUCGUCCUCUCGAAACCGCCAGACGAGCCCCCGUCACCUACCCGGCCUCCUGAUACGCCUGCCUCAGAAAUAGAGCUGGUAACAGAAACGCCUAGCCAACCAACCCCCAGCGGAGGGACUGAAUCUGUGCGGAAGCCCAAAGUUAGGAUAACCACUGAGGUGGAGCGGAUCGUGGCGAAGAUAUGGGCUACGGUUGGCGAGAUGCUCAUGCCCGGCCAUCCAUAUAACGUAUCAGGAUCUCCCAAGACGAACAAGCCUCCACGAGCGAAAGAGACAAUCGCACAUCUCCAAUCCCUCAGCUCCCAAACCCCUGACCCCGCCUCGCCCUCGUCCGCCUCCCUCUCCACCUUCUCCCCCGCGCACGGCCCCUCGACGCAGCAGAUCCUCACCGCGGCGCUGCUGUUGGCCGUCCUGUCCGCGCCGGGCCUGCGCAUGUCGCUGAACCAGGUGAAGGAGGUCGUAGCAAGCAGGGCGGGGCCGGUGGACGUGGGCAUGGGCGCACCGCAGCGCGCGCUGUAUGGGCUGGUGGCGAAGAGGCUGAUUAGGAUUGAUAGGAGUACGAGGGAGCAGAUGGUGAUGUUUGAUGUUUAGGUUACGGUGUUAUACCAGGGGGGAUGUAAGGUUUGCUUUUAUACCUUUGCUGCAGAAUUGUGCGGGCACGUUGAUGCUAACAUGUCGCGGCUGACAAUGUCAUCGUUACUUAUUCCCCGGCCCAGCUCUGUCCAUUAACCUUUGGUUUGACUCUGUUCACUACAUCCGGCAUCUCGCAAUCCAAUAUGGUUUGGCAUCUCUAUAUCUA